UAUCCCACCCUGCCUUGGUCCUAGGGCUCUGCUUGCCAAGCACGUCUACCCUGUUAGCCUUGGCCAGCACAAGCUGCCGUUCACCCAGUCAACCAUGUGGCUGGCCAUUCUGCUUGCCCUCUGCUGCCUGACUUCCGACUCCCAUGGGGCACACUCCCCAGACUUUUGUUGCAAAGAUUUGAACAUCAGUGUGAAGCCAGGAUUUCCCAAAAUAAUAAAGACCAAUGACUCAGAAGUGCUUAAGGCAGCCAGGCACAGUGUGGAAAAGUUCAACAACUCCACAAAUGACAUCUUCUUGUUCAAGGAGUCCCGGGUCAGCAAGGCCCUGGUACAGGUGGUGAAGGGUCUGAAAUACAUGCUGAACAUGGAAAUAGAUAGAACUACAUGCAGGAAGACCGCGCACCCCCAUCUGGACAACUGUGACUUCCAAACCAAUCCUGCCUUAAAGCGGAGAAAAAGCAAGAGCUGUGUGGGAAACUUCAACAUUUCAUAACUAUAGGUUCUACACUGCUACUCAGAAGUCUGGGUCAUCCCCUGGCUCCACAGUUUCGAGGUACCUGUUCUCCGCUGCCACUGACUUCUGCCUCUUCAGCAAGACCAGGGCUGUAAUAAACUCACACACAUGUGCCCCCUCCUCCUCACUUUCCACCCCAGCCUGGCCAUCCUAAAACUGCAGGGCCUUCUUCCCAAUGAGCAGAUGGAAGAGCAGGCUGGUCAUCAGGUGACCAGAAUGGGAGAUUGCAGUGCCCUCCUGGCCAGAUUAACUGUAUUCAUAUUUUCUUCUAAAGUCAACUCUCUGCUGGUACUGCACACCCAGAGUCAGGAUGCGGGCAUAGAGAGGCUCCUUUGAUGGCAUGACUGGAACAUGGGUAGAGCAAAGGAGACCGCCAACAAGGCAGAAGUGUGGGGGCUUCCUGAUACCUGACUGAACAGAUUCUGUAUCCAUCUCUU
Arvicola amphibius (Eurasian water vole) is the source of this 951-nucleotide messenger RNA. It is a transcript of the gene Cst7, whose product is annotated as cystatin F. Gene Ontology annotation, molecular function: cysteine-type endopeptidase inhibitor activity. The transcript has 5 exons. Bases 95 to 493 code for a protein of 132 amino acids. Gene Ontology annotation, biological process: positive regulation of myelination; negative regulation of microglial cell activation; immune response. NCBI's taxonomy places the organism in Eukaryota, Metazoa, Chordata, Mammalia, Rodentia, Cricetidae. Gene Ontology annotation, cellular component: endoplasmic reticulum; Golgi apparatus; lysosome. The record is from RefSeq and is a predicted model, not a curated record.